Anoplophora glabripennis (Asian longhorned beetle) is the source of this 1003-nucleotide messenger RNA. RefSeq names its product MFS-type transporter SLC18B1-like. Lineage: Eukaryota; Metazoa; Arthropoda; Insecta; Coleoptera; Cerambycidae. Gene Ontology annotation, molecular function: transmembrane transporter activity. The transcript is spliced from 5 exons. The annotation marks the transcript as partial. Gene Ontology annotation, biological process: transmembrane transport. The record is from RefSeq and is a predicted model, not a curated record.
UUGUCUGUUAAAUGACUAGCUUUUAAAUACAUGAGGAGGUAGAGCUUCCUUUAUACACUUCUCAGUGUUCGACUCUCGCUCGGAGUCACCCGCUUGAUAUAGUUUCGUCAAACCUUCGUAUAAACUAAAUCGCGGAAAGGACAAUGGUGGUUGAUGAAGUUUGCUUAGUUUAUAACUGGUACCGCGUAGGAACUAAAUUUAUUCGUUUAACAGUAAAUAUUGUGAUUAAACACUUCGUUGUAAUAAAUAAUUAAGAGAUAUGGAGUGUCAAAAGAACAUACGGAUAGAUUUGACGGGCGAAGCUGAGGCAGAGACGGAAAGCGAGAAUAAAACCGAAAUUCCAACCCUUUCAGGGAGUGUUGAUGCUAGAGAAAGAGUGUGCGGGACUAACAGUAAGGUUUUUUCUCCUAGAAAAGAGAAGAAACACAACAAAAAGUUCACGUUCAAACAAAAAGUAGCCCUCAUGAUGUUGGGUGCUGCGGAUUUCAUGAGUUUCUGCUCAAUGUCCAUCAUGGCCCCCUUUUACCCCAAGGAAGCUGCCAGCAAGGGAAUGACGGAGUCGAUGGCUGGAUACAUUUUCGGAUUUUACGCUUUAGUUGUGUUCAUAUCAUGUCCGGUUUUCGGGAAAAUUCUACCAAAACUAGGAGUGAAGUUUUCAUUCAUAGGGGGAUUGCUUGUGUCUGGAGUGUGCAGUGUUAUUUUUGGGAUGCUACACACAGUACAAGAUUACACCCUUUUUACAACGUUGUCCUUUACGAUAAGAGGGUUUGGCGCUCUAGGGGCUGGUAUAUAUUCCACGGCUGCCUACGUCAUUAUAAUUAAUAUUUUUCCGGAUAAUGCAGGCGCUGUAAGGGGGCUACUAGAGACCUUCGUAGGACUUGGAAUGAGCGCAGGCCCUGGGAUAGGUGGAAUAUUGUUUGCGGUAAGCAUUAAUUUUUUGUUGAUGAGUUUAAAAACUAUAUUACAACAAUAUAGAUCGAGGCCGAUCUGUUUCGAGGUGGAU